CGUCAUCUUCACAAUAAUGAAUCAACAGUUCUCGUUUAUUAACAAAUGUUUUGUGGAUCUUAACGUCACCGAACAAACGAGGAAACUGAAGUGAUUAUCACCAUCCACGCUGAUAAACAUGAAAGUCUGCGCAACUGUGAUAUCGUUUAUCACCAUAUCUGUUUGUUUUAGCGAGACGUUUGAUAUUUACGAGGACGUUUGCGAAGGGUUGUGUGUUUGCGAAGAAAAAGAGGGAGUUUUGAUAACCAGCUGUGAACGACGCGGAAUCGUAAAUCUCUCUGAAGUGGGAUUUCUGCGCUUCAACACACAUCAUCUGUUUCUCACAGGAAAUCUGCUGCAGAAACUUUCGCUUGACGAUUUCUCACGUUAUGAAGGACUCAGGAUCUUGCAUCUUGGCAGUAACGACAUAGCCGAGAUUGAGAGCGGGGCUUUUAACGGACUCAGUGCGCUGAAGCGCUUACACUUGAACAACAACAAAAUCGAGGUGCUAAGGGAUGACACUUUUAUUGGCUUGGAAAGUCUGGAGUACCUUCAAGUCGACUAUAAUUACAUCAGCCGCAUUGAAUCGAACACCCUCAACAGGUUACGCCGUCUAGAUGUGCUGAUUCUGAACGACAACUUGCUGUACUCCUUACCCAAAUAUGUUUUCCAGUUUGUUUCGUUGACCCACCUCGACCUUCGAGGGAACCAGCUUAAAGUUCUUCCUUAUAAUGGACUUCUUGAACACUUAUCCAAAAUUGUAGAAUUACAACUUGAAGAAAAUCCUUGGAACUGUACAUGCGAGCUUAUUGGGCUCAAAGACUGGCUAGAAAGCAUCUCGUAUAAGUCGUUAGCAGGAGACAUAGUGUGUGAAGCGCCCUUCAGGCUUCAUGGCAGGGACCUUGACGUGAUCUCCAAGCAGGAACUUUGUCCAAGAAGAGCCAUAGCCGAGUAUGAGAUGGGUGCUGAGGCAUUUCACGAACCCGAGGCAAUCGCAUCUUCAAAUAUCAUACGUGCUACCCAACCCCCAAGGGGCAGCCGUCAAUCAGGGAAGCUACGUACCAAACCGACGGCAAGGGUUUCCUUAGGGAAACCGCGGAAAUACGACCCAGUGGUGGCUAACCAAACCAAAGCCCCGGUCUCUCUUGAGUGUCCAAAUGUAUGCACUUGCAAUCUCCAGAUUUCAGAUCUCGGCUUGAACGUGAACUGCCAAGAGCGGAAAAUCGACUGCAUCUCAGAUCUUAAUCCCAAACCAUAUAAUCCCAAAAAGAUGUACCUUACAGGAAAUUACAUCAGCAUGUUACACAGUUCAGACUUUCUUCAUGCCACUGGCUUGGAUCUGCUUCACCUGGGCAACAAUCGGAUAUCCGUCAUUCAUAGCAAAGCAUUUGUAGAGCUACGUAACUUACGAAGACUUUAUUUAAACGGAAACUUAAUCGAGCGUCUUACUGAUGAUAUGUUCUCGGGGUUAGAACACCUCCAGUUCCUUUACUUGGAGUACAACCUGAUCAGAGAGAUAGAAACUGGAACCUUUGAGCAGGUUCCCAAUCUUCAACUCCUGUUCCUUAACAACAACCUUCUCAAAGCAUUGCCAAUGGGGGUUUUCAGAGGCUUAAACCUGGCACGGUUGAAUCUGCGCAACAAUCACUUACGGAACUUGCCGGUCGAUGGUGUUUUGGAAGAUUUGACAUUGUUGGUGCAGAUCGAUCUGUUUGAAAACCCCUGGGAUUGCUUCUGCUCGAUUGUGGAAAUGAAAAAAUGGUUGGAAGAGCUCGGAUCCGGAACUAUUGUAAACGAUGUGAUUUGUGAAUCUCCACCAAAACUGACCGGAGAGGAAUUACGCUUUGUUCAUUCCUCUGAUCUUUGCCCAGUUGAUUUAAACGUUCGAACUUCCUCGUCUCCUCCGUCAGAGGAAUCCUUCCCGGGCAGCACUGUUACUGUUGAAACAUCUUCGGAUUACAAUUCAGUAGAUCCUACAGUGCCUCUCUCCGUUCUCAUUCUCGCUUUGUUCCUUAUUUUCAUUGCGACUGUGUUCAUUACUGCCGGUCUGUUCACGAUGUUCAAGAUGAAAAAGCACAAAAAAGACAAGAGCAAAAACACAGACUCUAGUUCCUUUGAUAUCGUUUACGUAGACAGACCAGGAGCAAAGGUCAGGACGUCUGCGGGUCACGUUUAUGAAUAUGUGCCUCCUCUUCCAUCAUCUAAGUGCGGGCUUCUGGAAGAACGGUACACUGAUUUUGACGAGCAGAACGCUUUGUCGUUUACCUCUGAUGACGAAUUAAGAAGCAUCGUAAAUGGCUCGGAGUUUGGCGCGAGUAACAGGCCUUCCCCUCUACACGACGAUGACCUUUUUUAUCGAGACAUGCUGCCGCGAGGCCACCAAGGCUCCUGCAGGUCCAGUUUACCGUGCAAACAUAGUUCGACACACUAUUUGCCCGAGUACAACGUUACACCUCAGUAUUUGCACCCGGAAAGACAACAAGCAACGAUGCACGUAAAGCCCAACCGGAGUGAAUAUUGGGAGUUAAAAGCACAGCUUAAUUUUGAGCCGGACUAUCUGGAGGUUCAUGAGAAAAGGACAAUGUUCACUCAGUUUUGAGUUGAAACAAAUGUUCUUUGUUUUGGAUUUUGUCCAUAGCAGGGCUGUUAUGUAUAAACCCUCUGGGAAUAACUCCUACAAGUCUAAGAACAAAAAAAUAAGUUCAAAUCUGGAAGAUGAAAUGUGUUAUGCAGGUUUUUAGAGCAACUCUUGGCAAGGAGUAAGAGGUACUCUUCAGAGUAGAUCUUCUUCAUGAAGUAUGACUA
This is a messenger RNA of Clarias gariepinus (North African catfish), 2784 nucleotides long. RefSeq names its product SLIT and NTRK-like family, member 5b (gene slitrk5b). Gene Ontology annotation, biological process: axonogenesis; regulation of presynapse assembly; positive regulation of synapse assembly. Gene Ontology annotation, cellular component: membrane. The transcript has 2 exons. Bases 119 to 2578 code for a protein of 819 amino acids. The record is from RefSeq and is a predicted model, not a curated record. Gene Ontology annotation, molecular function: protein binding. NCBI's taxonomy places the organism in Eukaryota, Metazoa, Chordata, Actinopteri, Siluriformes, Clariidae.